Molecule: messenger RNA, 704 nt
Organism: Poecile atricapillus (Black-capped chickadee)
Lineage: Eukaryota; Metazoa; Chordata; Aves; Passeriformes; Paridae
Product: carnitine O-palmitoyltransferase 1, muscle isoform-like
Exons: 5
Coding region: 234-704 (156 amino acids)
Source: RefSeq, a predicted model, not a curated record
GUCCCGCCCGGUGUCCCUGUCCCCAGCCCGGGGUUCCCCCCGGUGUGUCGCUGUCCCCCCCCGGUGUGUCGCUGUCCCCCCCGGUGUCGCGGUCCCCCCGGGGGGGCGGAGCGGCUCCGCAGCCGCUCGGGGCACGCCCGGUGCCGGUGUCCGGUGUCCGGUUACCGGCUGCCGCAGGAGCCGCCGUCCCCCGGAGCCGCCGCCCCCGCAGGUGCCACCAGCGUGUCCCCAGCAUGGCGGAGGCUCACCAGGCCGUGGCUUUCCAGUUCACCGUCACCCCCGAGGGCUUGGACUUCCAGCUGAGCCGCGAGGCCGUGCGCCAGCUCUACCUGGCCGCCGUCCACUCGUGGAAAAAACGCUUGGUCCGCGCCAAGAACAGUUUCCUGAGUGGGGUGUACCCCGCGUCACCCUCCAGCUGGAUGGUGGUGGUGGUGGCCACCGCCGGCUCCUGCUAUUGCCACGUGGAUCCGUCCCUGGGGCUGAUCGGGCGCAUCCAGAGCUGGCUGCCCCACGGCGAGUCUCUGAGCCCCGAGGCUCGCACCGCGGUCAGCACCGUGUCCCCGGGUGUCCCCGCCGAGUCUCUGAGCCCCGAGGCUCGCACCGCGGUCAGCACCGUGUCCCCGGGUGUCCCCGAGUGUCCCCGGGUGUCCCUGCGUGUCCCCACCGCUCACUCCGUGUCCCCCGUGUCCCCAGCGAGUCUCUGA